AUGGCAAGCCGAGAGGCGGCACGAAUGGCAAACGCCGUCGAUCUUCCUCUCGGCUUGCACUUCAACCUCACGGAAGGGGUGCCACUCGCGCACACCGGUCAGCGGGCCAUACGUGCACGGAGUCCAUCAGUGCCCCCAGCACAUGCACCACCUCCACCUCCCAGGCCGCUGGCUCAGGCCCUGGGUGGGCAGCUGCUGUUGGCCUCCUCCUCUUCCUCUUCCUCUUCCUCCCUCUCAUCCACGGGCUCCACAUCACCGCCUCCUUCACCAUCAACGUCGUCAUCAGUGUCGUCCUCUGCAUCAGCGCCAUUGGCACCACCGCCGGCGGCGAUCGCACCCGAGUCCGCUCCAACCACGUCCCCCUCGUCUCCUUCCAGACCAGCAACUCACAUGCCCCGCUCUGUCGUGCACUCGGCGUCCACGCCGUCACGGCGCCCAGCAAGCGCCCCUGACAUUGAGUCGUGGCGCUCGCACAUGCAGCGGCGGCAGCAGCCCACGCGCGCAGCCCAUGUUGGCGGUGAUGGCAUGUUUCAUGGCAAGCACGGUGCGUUCGAGUGCGCAGCGUGCUGGCAUACGCAGGAGGUUGCAAGUGAGCUUCGUGCGCAGCUGGAGGCGUUCCAAGCCAUGACUGGCCGCCCCUGCCGCCACCUUGACGCACACAACCACAUCUUCAUCCUGCCACAAGUCUACACCGCCAUCGCCCAGUACUCCCCGACGCACCUGCGGUCUGUGCGCGCGCCCAGCUUCCACCGGCAUCAUGACCACGCUUCCACCACACUCUCGCCGUUUCUGCAGCGGGUGGUUCGCUGUGCCACCAAGACUCGUGCCGCGUUUGAUGCCAGCGGUCUGCGCAUGACGGAUGCUUUCGUUGGCCUUGACUACGACCGGCCCUCUCUCACUGCUGACGACAUCCUGCGAGACAUGCGCGCCCUCAUUGCGCAAGGCAUGCGCACAUGCGAGCUCAUGGCCCACCCCGGGUAUCCUGCCAUUCCGCCUGUUGGCGGGUGCGGCAACGCUGGCCCCGAUGCGUUCUCGCAAUGCAACAACCGCGUGGUUGAGCUGCGUGUGCUCACUGAUCCCGCGCUGAAGCGUGGACUGCAAGAGCUGGACAUUGAGCUCAUCUCCUUUCAUGACCUCUAGCCGCAAAGCCACAGGUGUCGUUGAUGCGGCAGAGGCACGUGGUGCGGCAUUGCGUGCAUGCAGGCAUGCACACGAACGGCUGAGCUGUUAGUCGUCACAGGGCCGUCAAUAGGAGUUGAGGACAGGGUUGAGGGUGUAUAUUGGCUUUGUACAGGACGUUUGAGAUAAACGAACGAACCCAAGCAAGAAGAAACAACCGCAUCUCAAUCAAGCACAAAGCAAG
Messenger RNA from Salpingoeca rosetta, 1363 nucleotides. RefSeq lists its product as uncharacterized. Bases 1 to 1140 code for a protein of 379 amino acids. Gene Ontology annotation, molecular function: deacetylase activity. The transcript has 4 exons. Lineage: Eukaryota; Choanoflagellata; Craspedida; Salpingoecidae. The record is from RefSeq and is a predicted model, not a curated record. Gene Ontology annotation, biological process: carbohydrate metabolic process.